Messenger RNA from Argentina anserina (silverweed cinquefoil), 2666 nucleotides. Its product is annotated as pentatricopeptide repeat-containing protein At1g71490. The transcript is spliced from 3 exons. The record is from RefSeq and is a predicted model, not a curated record. Gene Ontology annotation, cellular component: intracellular membrane-bounded organelle. NCBI's taxonomy places the organism in Eukaryota, Viridiplantae, Streptophyta, Magnoliopsida, Rosales, Rosaceae. The coding region runs from base 336 to 2504 and encodes 722 amino acids. Gene Ontology annotation, biological process: RNA modification. Gene Ontology annotation, molecular function: RNA binding; protein binding.
CCUUGCUAACCCAACGAACUCCCUUAGACCAUUUUGACCAAACUGCCCUCCGACAACGCAACCCAAUCUUCGGCGACCCUAUGAAUAACCGCCGAAAUCAAAAGAUUAUGAGCACAUUGAAGUCAUUGGACAAAGCUCUUGAUCAAGCAGCCACUGAAGAACAACCCUGUGAAGUACUGCUUUCUUUCUCAAACUAAUGAGGUAGUAGUUUGUCAGGAGAAUAAAACUGGGGAUCUGGCCACUGUUUGUUGUGAGACCCAUGUUGCAGAUUUGGGCAAGACCAUGCGAUCGGGUCGUGCUUACCAUGUUACAUUUGGAAGACUCAUUCAUAGUGUAUGCCAUCAUCUUAUCCUCACUUGAUCUCAAAGGAACUUUUUGUGUCCCAAAUCCAGAGAUUCAUACCUAAGGCAUGGAAAGAAGGUAUCAAACAGCUCGAGAAACCAUCAUCUAUUUUAGAUCUGAGCUUACAAGCUGGGGAUUCAAUGAUAGAUUCUCUUCUUGCAUCUGUUAAGACUUAUGCACGUGAAGGACAUCUUUUAGAAGCAUUCAAAAGCCUGUCUCUUAUUAAGCUCCAUCCCUCUUCCAGUAUUUCUUGUGAUGCAGUCUUAGAAUCCAUCUCCUCUCUUAUCUUAUCAUGCACUAGCCAUAAAUCAUUCCCACAGGGUAAACAGCUUCAUGCACACAUUAUCAGAUUGGGUCUUGAACAGCACCCCAUUUUGGUUCCCAAGUUGGUCACAUUUUACUCGAGCUUUGAUUCCCAUGGUGAUGCUCAUACUGUCCUUGAGAAUUCCAAUAUAUUGCAUCCUCUACCUUGGAAUUUGCUCAUCUCUUCCUAUGUUAAAAAUGAACUUCUGGAAGAGGCUCUGGCUACAUAUGAACAAAUGGUCAAUAAGGGAAUUAGACCGGAUUGUUUUACUUAUCCAUCAGUUCUUAAAGCUUGUGCUGAGAAAUUGGAUAUAGGUUUUGGGAAGGAGGUGCAUAAGUCCAUUGAUGCUAGUUGUCAGGAGUGGAAUUUGUUUGUGCAUAAUGCAUUGGUCUCAAUGUAUGGAAAGUUUGGGCUUGUGGAUGUUGCUCGUCAAUUGUUCGACAAUAUGCCCCAAAGGGAUAUAAUUUCUUGGAAUUCAAUGAUCUCGUGUUAUGCCUCCAGAGGUAUGUGGAAUGAAGCAUUUGAGGUGUUCGGAAAUUUGCAGAUGGAGGGUACAAAUAUAAGUAUUAUAACCUGGAACACCAUAGCUGGAGGUUGCUUGAGAACAGGAAAAAUAACGGGUGCUCUGGAGUUGCUUUCUAAAAUGCGAGUUGGUGGUACUCGACUGGACUCGGUGGCAUUUACUAUUGGGCUUAGUGCUUCUUCCCACAUUGGAGCCAUUAAGCUAGGGAAGGAGAUGCAUGGUUCUGCAAUUCGGAGUUAUUGUGAUGGGUAUGACAAUGUCCAAAAUGCAUUAAUUACAAUGUAUUCCAGGUGCAAAAAUUUAAGGCAUGCCUAUACGUUGUUUCAGUCUAUAGAAGAUAGGAGUAUAAUCACUUGGAACUCCAUGAUUUCUGGUUUUUCCCACAUGGAUCGAGCGGAGGAAGCUUCAUUCAUAUUUAGAAAAAUGAUGUGUUGUGGAAUUAAACCCAAUUACGUUACUAUUGCCAGCAUCCUACCUGUCUGUGCUCGGGUUGCAAAUCUUCAACAUGGGAAGGAAUUUCACUGCUACAUUACAAAACAUGUUGAGUUUGUUGAUUAUUUAUUGCUGUGGAAUGCUCUUGUGGACAUUUAUGCCAGAUCGGGAAGGGUUGUAGACGCUAAGAAAGUAUUUGAUACAAUGAAUGAGAAGGAUGAGGUAACUUAUACUUCCAUGAUUGCAGGAUAUGGAGUACAGGGUGAGGGAAAAGCUGCACUGAAGUUAUUUGAAGAGAUGAACAGAUUAAAGAUCAAACCAGAUCAUGUGACCAUGGUUUCUGUUUUGUCAGCAUGUAGCCAUUCAGGGCUUAUGAUCCAAGGCCAAAAUAUAUUUGAGAGGAUGUUGAGUAUGUAUGGCAUAACUCCCGAUGUGGAGCACUAUGGUUGCAUGGUUGAUCUCUUUGGUAGGGCUGGUCUACUGCACAAUGCAAAAAAUAUUAUCAAAAGGAUGCCUUACAAGCCAACUUCUGCCAUGUGGGCCACUCUGAUUGGAGCUUGUAGGAUCCAUGGAAACACAGAGAUAGGGGAAUGGGCAGCUGAGAUGCUAUUACAAAUGAGACCUGAGAAUUCUGGGUACUAUGUGUUGAUUGCUAACAUGUAUGCUGCUGCUGGCCGCUGGAACAACCUAGCCAAUGUGAGGACUUUCAUGAGGGACUUGGGUGUGAGGAAAGAUCCUGGCUCUUCUUGGGUUGAUGUUGGUGAUGGAUUCUCCCUCUUUUUGGUAGGGGACACCUCAAAUCAGCUGAGAAAAGAAAUUUACAUUUUGUUGGAUGGAUUAAGUGAGCUAAUGAAGGAUGCUGAUUACAUUAGACAGGAUUAUAGUGCAAAUUAUACAGUUUGAGUAGAAUGAAAAUAGGAGGAGCUUUUAAAGUUAGAGUAAACGAAGGAUUGUUAACAUUUUUUAUGUCUAUUGAUUGCAAAUUAACACUAGUAAUGAUGUGUAAAUACCCUCAGAUGAGUGUUUGUUUCCAAUAGUAUCCUGCACUGUAUCACCCAAAUUCAG